Chenopodium quinoa (quinoa) is the source of this 1209-nucleotide messenger RNA. Its product is annotated as probable glycosyltransferase At5g20260. The record is from RefSeq and is a predicted model, not a curated record. Gene Ontology annotation, molecular function: glycosyltransferase activity. The transcript has 3 exons. Bases 202 to 1209 code for a protein of 335 amino acids. NCBI's taxonomy places the organism in Eukaryota, Viridiplantae, Streptophyta, Magnoliopsida, Caryophyllales, Amaranthaceae.
AAAGAGGUAGAAAACAAGAACAACAAUAACAACAAAGACCAUCGUAGUUUGGAGAAGAUUGAGGAUGGAUUGGCUCGAGCUCGUGCCGCGAUCAAGGAAGCAUCCCGGAGCCAGAGUUAUACAUCAGAAGAAGAACAGACUUUCAUUCCAAGAGGUCCCGUUUACCGGAAUCCAUAUGCUUUCCAUCAGAGUCAUAUAGAGAUGGUAAAAAGAUUCAAGAUAUGGACCUACAAAGAAGGGGAGCCACCCUUGGUGCACCAAGGACCAAUGAGCUAUAUCUAUGGUAUAGAAGGGCAUUUCAUUCAAGAAAUGGAAGAUGGAAUGAGCUUGAUCAACAAGUUUUUGGCUAGUAACCCUAACGAGGCGCAUGUCUUCUUUCUUCCCUUUAGUAUAGUAAACAUAAGGAUAUCAUUUUACAAGCCCCACGACUUCGAUCGUGGACCGCUCAAUAGAGUGACAUUGGACUAUGUCAAUGCGGUGGCGGAGAAGUAUCCUUAUUGGAAUAGAAGUCAUGGAGCUGAUCAUUUCAUGCUCUCUUGUCAUGACUGGGCACCGGAUAUUUCAUUUGGCAACCCAAAAUUGUUGCAAAAUCUUAUAAGAGCACUUUGUAACGCUAAUACAUCCGAGGGAUUCCAACCCGUGAGAGACGUACCAAUCCCCGAGAUAAAUGUCCCGGCUAGGCAAUUAAACCAACCAGGCUUGGGUUUGCACACAAGUAAGCGUCGAAUCUUUGCAUUUUUCGCGGGUGGUAACCAUGGCCACGUUAGAAAGUUCUUAUUUGAGCAAUGGGAGAAAGACAAUGAAAUCCAACUCUAUGAACACCUUCCUAAGCAUCUAAAUUACUUCCAAAUGUUAGGAAAAAGCAAGUUUUGCUUAUGCCCUAGUGGUUACGAAGUAGCAAGUUCACGUAUAGUCGAAGCUAUACGCGCAGAUUGUGUACCCGUAGUUAUUAAGGAUAAUUAUUCGUUCCCUUUCAGUGAUGUUCUUGAUUGGAGUCGAUUUUCGAUCCAUGUUCCGGUGUCGAAAAUUCCUGAGAUUAAGACGAUGUUAAAAGGAAUUUCUCCAAAAGAGUAUGAGAAAUUAAUACAAGGAGUUAAUAGUAUAAAGUGGCACUUUACUAUAAAUAGACCUGCUAAACCAUUUGAUUUAAUUCAUAUGGUGUUGCAUUCUGUAUGGUUACGAAGGCUUAAUAUAAGAUUGUCAUAUUAA